CCUGAGGCGCACAGAAAGCUUCAGCACUGCUAUUCUGCUGUCAUACUACACACUACAGUCUCCAGCACUGCGUGCGCGGACGGAUGACGGUCCUCACAGAAGCAGACAGAAUAAGGUCAGACCUCAGCGAGUCUCCAGUUCAUUGCCCCCGUGUGAAGCGCACUAUGCGUCUCCUCAGCUCUCCUCGUAACAGCUCCAGGCAGUAGAUCUUCCCUCGGACUCCUCCAGCAGACGCGACCAUGGCUGAAGAGGACAGCGCGAUCGGACGAGUUUCAGACUCGAGCACGGACAGCACGAGCUUCGGCGUGUUGAGCUGGGAGCAGGUCCAGCGGCUGGACCUCAUCCUGACCGAGAGCAUCCCGAUCCACGGCCGAGGAAACUUCCCGACGCUGCAGAUGAAGCCGCGGCAGAUCGUGACGGCGGUGCGGAGCCGCAUGCGGGAGCAGCGCAUCCAUGUGCGGGACGUGCGUCUCAACGGGUCCGCCGCCAGCCACGUCCUGCACGGGGACAGCGGGCUCGGCUAUAAGGACCUGGACCUCAUAUUCUGCGUGGACCUGAAGGGAGAGACGGAGUUUCAGAUCGUCAAGAACAUAGUGCUGGACUGUCUGCUGGACUUCUUACCUGAUGGGGUCAAUAAAGAGAAAAUCACAGUGCUGACCCUGAAGGAAGCAUAUGUGCAAAAGAUGGUGAAAGUGUGCAAUGAUUCGGACCGCUGGAGUCUCAUCUCUCUCUCCAACAACCGGGGAAAAAACGUGGAGCUCAAGUUCGUGGACUCCUUGCGCCGGCAGUUCGAGUUUAGCGUCGAUUCUUUCCAGAUUAAGCUCGACUCUCUGCUGCUUUUCUACGAGUGCUCGGAGAACCCCAUGGCCAAAACGUUUCACCCCACCAUCAUCGGCGAGAGCGUGUAUGGAGACUUCGCCACGGCGCUGGACCACUUGCGCAACAAGGUGAUCUGCACGAGGAACCCCGAGGAGAUCCGAGGCGGCGGCCUCCUGAAAUACUGCCAUCUUCUAGUCAGGGGUUUCCGAGCCGCCUCCGAGUCGGAGAUGAAGUCUCUCCAGCGCUACAUGUGCUCCCGCUUCUUCAUCGACUUCUCGGACAUCAGCGAACAACAGCGCAAGCUGGAGUCUUACCUCCAGAACCACUUUGUGGGCUUGGAGGACCGCAAGUAUGAUUAUCUAACAAUGCUGCAUGGGGUAGUGAACGAGAGCACGGUGUGUCUGAUGGGACACGAGCGGCGGCAGAUCUUAGGGCUGAUCGCCAUGCUAGCAGUGCGUGUGUUGGCCGAGCAGAACAUCAUACCCAACGUGGCCAACGUCACUUGCUAUUACCAGCCCGCCCCUUAUGUAGCAGACGGUAACUUUAGCAAUUAUUACAUUGCCCAAGUCCAGCCAGUCUUUACCUGCCAUCAGCAAACCUACUCCACAUGGCUGCCGUGCAACUGAACGCCAAACAGAUGAGCUGAAUCAUUGCAUUGUUGAAUCUGUUUCGCAAUUGACCCUGAGUGUUACCAUCCACUUCCCCAGUGUGCAUCGAUGCUUGAGUGAAAUGAAUGGGGUUUGUCUGUUUUCUCAAAUGAGUUUGGAAGGCAACUUCUGCUCUACCUUGCCUAAUUCUCGGCUGAUCAUGAGGUUUUACACUUAUUAUCCGUUCUCAAGUGUGUUUCUGACCGGUUGACACAUUGAAUCCCGGUCGUUAGAUGCAUGAGAAGGGAAGUGUGAGGUUUUGGAAAGCUGCAGUUGCACCCUUUAGUCCAAAUGGAAACCAGUGUAUCGCUAAGAACCUUUUACGAAGGAAAAGUCAAAAACUACAACCAUUACAGUUUGUUCAAACCAAAGAUGUUAAGAUUGUAUUUUUAUACCUAGACUAUCAGCAGAUGUGAUAGUGCUGUCUAUAUUUGUACAUGUGUGCAUUCGAAGUGCCUAACGUCAAUGCAGUAUUCUGAGGUGAGCAAAGCAACCUCAAAAUCACGAAACACGACAAAGGGACUAAAAGCUUGUGAAUGUGCAUGAUGUGUCCUGAUUUACAACCAAUGUAAGUGUCAUUUUUGUUUGUAGUUCAGUCUCCGUCUAUUAAUUGAACUCUUAAAUGAUUGUUUCUGAGCAGCGUCCACAACUUUGAGAAGCCAUCUUUUAGUUUAGUCGAAAUUUGCGCCGGCUUUCCAGCAGACCGUAUUAUCCAGGUGAGAGUUGAACGGCAUACGGCCCGAAAACAAAGAAAAGACUUGUUUUGUGGGUGAGAAUGAAGUUUGUUUCCGGACUCUCUAGAUGAAAGGUAUUUGCAGAAACCUCUGAUGGUGGGACGCUAUUUGCUGUAACAUUCAAGCAGGGAAUUCGACAGCUCCUGCUGAAGUAAAAGCCGCUGUGUUCCUGUGCUCCGUCACAGCUGCUCCGCCGGCUGAACCUGACCCCGCGUUCACCCGCUGGUAACAGAGUGUUAACCUGUUCUUGAUUAAUAGCGCUGCGGAAGGAAGCAGGCGGGGCCGUGGCAUAUAUGUUUAGACUUGACAAAGAGUCUUGAGAGGAGAGAGAAGAGGAAAGUGAGAGUGUGAGGGAGAAACGAGACGCAGACGAGAGCGAGGGAGGGAGGGCUGGAGAGAUGGGUGCAGCUGGUGAAGGGGUUUAUCUACUUCGGCAAAUCUCUUUUAAUCAAUACAGCUUAUUUCAUUACUAUGGGCAAUUUGGCUGAACAGACACAAGGUUUUUAUAGGACUGAGAAGCACAGAUCAGUUUGCUUUACUGGAAUGCAAACUUUGCAGUAGAGUUUCCAGUAUUCCUCAUAUCACAGCACGCAACUGAAGUGCACUCAGUUGUAGACAGUUUGGCAUUAUGAAGAUUAAAUAAGCAGAAAUAAGCUUGCAUUUCCAAUGCAUGACAUGGAAUUUGAAUUAUGCGUGAAUGAGAUUUUAAAGGGGUCAUAUCAUACUUUGUCGUCAACUCAUAAUGUUUUAGUGUCCAAUUUAACUUUUCACCACCAUUUUUAGUCUCUUUCUGAUCUUUAGAUUUAAAGGACCUCUAAAGGCUUUGGGUUUGCUGUCAGGUCCAAUAUAAAUGUAACUUUUUUAAUGACAUACUUUUUGUGAGUUUCUGAUCACGCGGUGGUCAUCAUUCAUGUGUAAAUAAUGUUUCUUCUGUCUGCUUUCAGAAAGUCGUGGAUGUUUAGUUUAAAUAAAUGUUCUUUUUGGACUGGGAAGCAAGUUUUGAUUUCUACAAGUUUAAGUAUGUUUAUGUAGUAGAGGGAUUCCCAAACGUAUUUGUCAGCCAAACCCCUUUAACCUAAAAUAUUUACUUGAAGUACAUUUCUGAGAUUUUAAGUGAAUAUUUU
Sinocyclocheilus grahami is the source of this 3324-nucleotide messenger RNA. RefSeq names its product protein FAM46A-like. Gene Ontology annotation, biological process: mRNA stabilization. Bases 240 to 1445 code for a protein of 401 amino acids. Gene Ontology annotation, molecular function: RNA binding; poly(A) RNA polymerase activity. The record is from RefSeq and is a predicted model, not a curated record. The transcript has 2 exons. Lineage: Eukaryota; Metazoa; Chordata; Actinopteri; Cypriniformes; Cyprinidae.